Molecule: messenger RNA, 801 nt
Organism: Saccostrea echinata
Lineage: Eukaryota; Metazoa; Mollusca; Bivalvia; Ostreida; Ostreidae
Product: alpha-crystallin A chain-like
Exons: 1
Coding region: 103-588 (161 amino acids)
Biological process (GO): response to heat; protein refolding
Molecular function (GO): protein folding chaperone
Source: RefSeq, a predicted model, not a curated record
ACAUAACUUGUCUUGGAUGCGUAACCAUAUAUCGAUGCUGCAACAGUUCAAAGGAGUUUCAUAAAAUCCUGAUUAGAGACCUUUUCCAGGGGAUAUAACGCCAUGUCACGCUUGGUUCCUGUAAAUUUUCACUCACAAAAUUUGCUCGUUCCAGAGCUUAAGAACGAUUUCGAAAAAUGUUUUGAAGAGUUUGAAAAAGAAGCGCGGAGAGAAAUGUUCAAAUUAAACCCAUGGGACAUGAACAAGGAUCCAUUUGACAAAGCUCACUUUGGGAAGAAUAUGCUAGAAAUUGACACUCCCUUCGUAGAAGAUUCUUUUGGAAACAAGAAACUUGAUAUGAAAUUUGACUGCAGCCAAUUCAAACCGGAAGAGAUUUUUGUGAAAAUUGUGGACCGGAACUUGGCAGUGCAUGCAAAGCAUAAGGAAUCAAGUCCCGGAAAGAACGUGCAAAGGGAGUUUACGAGAGCUUACCUUCUUCCGGAAAGCGUAGACACCUCAAAACUGACCUCUUCAUUGUCCCCUGACGGCGUACUGACUAUUGAGGCCCCUGUUGCUAAACAUGUGGACUUAGCUGUGACAUCGUCGUGACUAAGUUUUAAAUCAUUGUAAUUUUAAAAACACAAUUAAAAAUAUUACCGUUUUGUGUAUUUGGAGUGUUUAGCUCAUCCAAAAAUUUUGGUAAGAAAAUUUACUUUUAUAGUUUGUCAAGAGUGUUGUUUUUCAUCGCACUUUUUAUUAAAUUUAUGUUUGUAAAAAGUUAACCAUUUAUAUAAGAUAAAUUGAAUAAAUGUUGUUAUUUUC